Botrytis porri is the source of this 2912-nucleotide messenger RNA. RefSeq lists its product as uncharacterized. Gene Ontology annotation, molecular function: GTPase activator activity. Gene Ontology annotation, biological process: activation of GTPase activity. The transcript has 4 exons. The coding region runs from base 175 to 2694 and encodes 839 amino acids. The record is from RefSeq and is a predicted model, not a curated record. NCBI's taxonomy places the organism in Eukaryota, Fungi, Ascomycota, Leotiomycetes, Helotiales, Sclerotiniaceae.
GCGUCAUAUUACUCCAUCAAAGCCACAAACUACAGUACGAUACAACCUCAAGAUAAAAUGUUUUCAAUACGACCGCUGUCAAUUUAAUACUUUGUGAUAGCUGAGGUCAUUCGAACUACAUUUCUGCUUGAUUGCAACUUCAGCGAGACUUACAAAAUUCCCAUUAUCGUGGCAAUGACGUCGUCUUCUGGCCCCGCAAGACCGGUAUCGCCGAAUAGCUUCUAUGCUUUGAGCGACGACGAGGAGGGGGAUUAUAAUACAGUCACAUAUACAGAAUCGGGGAGAGGGGUCAAACUACUAUUCUCCAAGAGCAAGGUUUAUAUUCAUCCUACUCCAUCUGCGAAAGAUAACAUACCCGGAUACAUAGCUCUAUUGCAACAGAAGUUAACUCCAGAUUCGCGCCCCACAUCUUCCUCCUCUAAAGAUGCAAAAUCUAAGACCUCCGCCUCCUUACUCCUGGCAUGGCUUCCAGAAUCAUCUCUUGGGGAUUCCUUGAAUUCAUAUGUGAAGGUCGAUCUUGCAGAAGGCGAUUCUCCACCUAAACAAUCAUAUCUCGUACCACCUCCUCCAACAACCACCACCCAUUCUGGAUCCGUCGGUCAUUAUGCCUUCGCCAUACCCGUCUCGCAGGUUUAUAGCCUUCUCGUGCGACCACCGAGCUUAGGAUGGUGGUUUGGAAGUGUCAUAAUAAACUCUCGAGCAGGAGAUUCCUUCCCUGCACUAUUCUUUCACGACUCGGAAUGUCAAUCUACAAUCUUACAAAAGAAGAAGAGGACGAGGGAAUCAUUCGAUCCAUUUGGCGCGAAUGGAGAGAUGUUUUGGGGUGGCGAUGAGGUGUUAAGGUGGCUGAGACGAUAUGUUGAUAUUGAAAGAAGUGGUGCAGAACCUAAUAUCUACUUGGUGGAACCUUCGGCCGAAGAUAAGGAAGCGUUUGGAGACAAGCCAGUCACAUCUGCGCCAGUGAGGAGACCAUCAAGUAGUGGUACCAGAGUUGGAAGUGCUGCUGGCGCUGGUUCGAGUGCAUAUAGAAGUGCGCAGAGAGACGCUGGGAUGGAUCCAGUUACAAAGUUUGUGAAGGAAGCAGGAUGGAAUCUGAUGGAGAAGUUUAGUAAGGUUACGACAUUCACGAGAAGGACGGCCGAUUCAAUUGUUGAAAAUCCUAAAGUACCUCCACAGGUUAGGAGGUUCAUGAAGAACCCGGAAGUUCAAACAAUACAAGAGGAGUUUGAUAGUGCUAGGAUAUACUUAGCGCGAUGGGCUAUGGGUAUCGCAGAGCAAAGUGAAAGGGAUAAGAAUCAGAGAAUAUGGACAGCAAGGGAUGUCUUGGAAAUGGAGGAAACAGAUGUCGGCGAAUUCGAGUUAUUGGAAACGGAGAUGGGUUCUUUGACUAUAAGGGAACAGAGGAAACCCGUAACGUCUGGAGAAUGGAACAAGUUUUUCGAUCAAAGGACUGGCAGAUUAUCUGUUACCGUAGAUGAGGUUAAAGAAAGGAUAUUUCAUGGUGGACUCGACCCAGAAGAUGGAGUUAGAAAAGAGGCCUGGUUGUUCUUGCUCGGUGUUUAUGAAUGGGAUUCCUCAGCAGAUGAAAGAAAAGCCGUGAUGGCAGCAUUACGAGAUGAGUAUGUGAAAUUGAAAGGUGCUUGGUGGGACCGUUUGGUCGACUUGGGUGGUGAAGGAGAGGAAGGGGAAUGGUGGCGAGAACAGAAAAAUCGGAUAGAGAAAGAUGUUCAUAGGACGGAUCGUAACAUCCCAUUAUACGCAGGAGAGGAUACGCCACAUCCAGACCCGAACUCACCAUUUGCUGAUGUGGGUACCAAUGUUCACUUGGAGCAAAUGAAAGAUAUGCUUCUAACCUAUAACGAAUACAAUCGCGACCUCGGUUAUGUACAAGGCAUGUCCGAUCUUCUCGCUCCAAUAUAUGCUGUCAUGCAAGACGAUGCUAUCGCUUUCUGGGGGUUUCAACAUUUCAUGGAGCGUAUGGAACGUAACUUUCUCCGGGAUCAAUCAGGAAUGCGUUCUCAGCUUCUCACUCUCGAUCACCUUGUCCAACUCAUGGAUCCUAAGCUUUAUCUCCACCUUCAAAGCGCAGAUAGUACUAAUUUCUUUUUCUUCUUCCGCAUGUUGCUCGUCUGGUAUAAGCGUGAAUUUGCAUGGUUGGACGUUCUACAUCUUUGGGAGGUAUUAUGGACAGAUUAUUUGAGUCAAGAGUUCCAUCUCUUCAUUGCUUUAGCAAUUUUAGAAAAGCAUAGAGAUGUUAUCAUGACACAUUUGCAACAUUUCGAUGAAGUAUUGAAAUAUGUUAAUGAAUUAUCCAAUCAGAUAGAUUUGGAAUCCACUCUUGUUCGUGCAGAGGCAUUAUUCCGUCGCUUCCAGAGAACAGUUGAGGCUAUUGAUAAAAAGUCAAAUUUCCCAAAGCCAUCUAUUAGACACCGUGUUACUCAAGGUACACAAGUUGCUGAGCCAUCUGGCUCUGUCAGCGCAUCAAGAGGUACAGAUAUGGGGGGUGGUACAAUCGAGGGUGCAAGAAAAGACAAAGGAAAGCAGCCAACUAAUGGGGAAUUGGAAGACAUGCCUGAGAGACCAAAGGUGAUUAGCAAGGAGCUGAGAGAAUUAUUAAGUAGGAAGGUGAUGAUCUUGCCUAGGAAGGUGGUUAGGAGAGAAGGAGAGGGUUUGGCCAAGGUGCAGAAACAAUAGUAAGGUUAUGGGAAGGGAAUAUGGCAAAGGAAAUAUGGAUCAGGCGUUUAGGUCACGCAUUAUACGCUCUAUGAGUUUUUAAGUUGCAGUAUUUUGGACGGCGGUGGAUUGGAAGUCUUCAAGGGCCAUGCGGGUACUUUCAUAUUUUUGUCGAAUGGAAAUGAAUUUUUAUAACAUCUCAGUCAUUCUAGUGUUAUAAAUGCGAAUCAUAUCAUCAC